Molecule: messenger RNA, 3044 nt
Organism: Sciurus carolinensis (gray squirrel)
Lineage: Eukaryota; Metazoa; Chordata; Mammalia; Rodentia; Sciuridae
Gene: Slc25a23
Product: solute carrier family 25 member 23
Exons: 11
Coding region: 210-1766 (518 amino acids)
Biological process (GO): transmembrane transport
Molecular function (GO): ATP transmembrane transporter activity; calcium ion binding
Source: RefSeq, a predicted model, not a curated record
GUCGGAGGAGGAGACGCAAGUUCUGGCGCGGGCGGCGACGGCUAGCAGUUAGCACCUCUAGCAAGUGCCAGAGCCCCGCAGGCAGCGCAGAGGCUGCGGUGCCAGUGGCCGCGGGGCUAGUCCUGCGGGGUCCCGGGGGGGAGGGGGAGCCGCAAAGCCCCCGCUGAGGCCGCCGCGGCCGGGCCUCCCCUCCCCCCCGGGCAGGCGCCAUGCGGGGGGGCGCAGGUGACGCGGAGCGGCAGCAGCGCUGGGGUCGUCUGUUCGAGGAGCUGGACAGUAACAAGGAUGGCCGCGUGGACGUACACGAGUUGCGCCAGGGACUGGCCAGGCUGGGCGGGGGCGAUCCAGACCGUGGCGCCCAACAGGGACUCUCCCCUGAGGGUGACACUGAUCCAGACAGCGGGCUCAACCUGGAGGAAUUCACCCGUUACCUGCAGGAGCGGGAACAGCGCCUGCUACUUAUGUUCCACAGCCUUGACCGGAACCAGGACGGUCACAUCGAUGUCUCUGAGAUUCAGCAGAGUUUCCGAGCUCUGGGCAUUUCCAUCUCACUGGAGCAGGCGGAAAAAAUUCUACACAGCAUGGACCGUGACGGCACGAUGACCAUUGACUGGCAGGAAUGGCGUGACCACUUCCUUUUGCAUUCCCUGGAAAAUGUGGAAGAUGUGCUGUAUUUCUGGAAGCAUUCCACGGUUCUGGACAUUGGUGAAUGCCUGACGGUACCAGAUGAGUUCUCAAAGCAGGAGAAGCUGACGGGCAUGUGGUGGAAGCAGCUGGUGGCUGGUGCAGUGGCAGGCGCUGUCUCACGGACAGGCACAGCUCCUUUGGACCGCCUCAAGGUCUUCAUGCAGGUCCACGCCUCAAAGACCAACAGACUCAACGUCCUUGGGGGGCUGCGAAGCAUGAUCCAGGAAGGGGGUGUCCUCUCCCUGUGGCGUGGCAAUGGCAUCAACGUGCUCAAGAUCGCCCCUGAGUCAGCUGUCAAGUUCAUGGCCUACGAGCAGAUCAAGCACGCCAUCCGAGGACAGCAGGAGACUCUGCAGGUGCAGGAGCGCUUUGUGGCUGGCUCCCUGGCCGGUGCCACAGCCCAAACCAUCAUCUACCCCAUGGAGGUGCUGAAGACGCGACUGACCCUGCGCCGGACUGGUCAGUACAAGGGGCUGCUGGACUGUGCGCUGCGGAUCCUGGAGCGAGAAGGGCCCCGCGCCUUCUACCGAGGCUACCUGCCCAACGUGCUGGGCAUCAUCCCUUAUGCGGGCAUCGAUCUGGCCGUCUAUGAGACCCUGAAGAACCGCUGGCUCCAGCAAUAUAGCCACGAAUCGGCAAACCCAGGGAUCCUCGUGCUCCUGGCCUGCGGUACCAUCUCCAGCACCUGUGGCCAGAUAGCCAGUUAUCCCCUGGCCCUGGUCCGGACCCGCAUGCAGGCCCAAGCCUCCACCGAGGGCUCCCCGCAGCUCUCCAUGAUGAGUCUGCUCCGUCACAUCCUGUCCCAGGAGGGAGUGUGGGGCCUCUACCGGGGCAUUGCCCCCAACUUCAUGAAGGUCAUUCCAGCUGUGAGCAUCUCCUAUGUGGUCUACGAGAACAUGAAGCAGGCCCUGGGGGUCACGUCCAGCUCCCUCAGGUACCAGAUCCAGUGCCCUCAUGUAGCACUGGAUCCUAGAUCCCCAACCCCACUGGCGAAUCACAGAUCGCCAUGCCUCAAGCCCUGUCUCCAAGCUCAGCCACUGGAUUCUGGAUGUCAAGAAACCUCAGCCACCGGAUCCUGACAGUGCAAUGCCUAGAUCCUGGGGCCCCCACCACUGGAUCCAGAUCCCCUCACCCCAACCACUGGAUUCCUGAAUUCCUUUACCUCGACACUGGGUCCCAGAUCCUUCUGCUUCGACUGCUGGAUCCCUACAUUUCAAGCACUAUGCCCUCUGCCCCCUACCACUGGAUCUUGGAUUCCCAAGCCCCAACCCACUGGAUUCUGGCUCCUAAAACCACAAAUGUGGGACCCAACAGCACAGCAAGUGGAUCCUGGCAGCUGUAGCUGCUGGAUUCCAGAUUCUAGAUCCCAAAUUCCCUUGCCCCAGUCACUGGAUACUGAAACAAACCCCAGUCCUUCCAGGCACUGAAUCCCAAGAUCUUGACCCCUGUACCUGGAAUGCUCAGACCCCCAGUCUAGAUCCCAGAAGGCCAAUCACAGCAUCCUGAUCCCACAUAUCCCCAUCCCAGAUAUAUACGGGAGCCUACCAUGACACAGGAUCACAGUCUAGGGAGCCCUGGGGAGGCCCAGGUCCCAGCUCCCUGGCUCCAGAAAACCCAGGGGAUCUGCCCCAUGUCUUCAUGUAGCUCAUGGCCAGGCAGCAAGAGAGGAGACGUGGCUCCCAGGACCACAUGGAUGCUUGACCCCCACCCCCUCCUCAGCAUGGCCUCACCUCCUGGCCCUGGGGGAUACUGCUCCCUCCGACCACCCCACCCCACCCCCUGCAGCAUCUUCCAUCCCCCACCCACCUGAUCAGCUCACAACCCCAGAGCCUAAGUCCCUCUGGAGGGUCCAGCCACUCGUUCUUAGGGGCUGGCAAAGAGGCAGUCUGAGGCCAGAGGCAUUCGGGGGAUCUCCCCACCCCAGCACUGCCAGCCCUUCUGGGGCUUCAAAGAUCUGCGAGCCAGGAACAAACCCUCAUCGACUAUCCUUCCCUAAACUCAAGCAUCUGAUUAUGCAAAAACAAACAAAAAAGCCAAAUCCCCAAACUCACUCCAGGUCUAUUUUUCUAUCAGAGAGAGGAGCAAAACCCCCACCCCCAAACCCAAGCCCCCAACUCCCCCCACCCCAGACCUUCUGCACUUUAUUGUUGGAUUCUGAGCUUAGGAUGAUGGGGCCCCUCUCUCCACUGCUACCCAGUUCAUGGGUUACCCCAUUAAGGGACUGUGAAAGAGGAACUAGGAUGUUGGGGGCUAGAGGACCCCUGGCUUCCACCUCCUCCACCAACACUAUGCCCCCUCCCUGCCUGUGUGUGUUAUUUCAAAGGAAAAGAACAAAAAGAAUAAAUUUUCUAAGCUCU